CACCAAUGUCCAUGAUAAAUUAUCCGCGUCUCACUUUAAGUGUCAGUAAUGCAUAUUCAUGACUCAUUAACGCAGUACCACGUGACCCCAUAAUGUCAGCAAAGACCUGAGAAAUGAAGCAAAUAAACAGUUCUUGAAGAAACCAUGCCAAAUUAACUUUCAACCUCGUUAUGACACUCGCGCAGACGACAAUACACUUUUCAUUACGUGAUAGGAACCUCACCGACCCGGAUAUCAUUAAUAACCACAUUGAUGACUCCGCAGAGAAAGAAGCCACAUUACACUGAACUUGAUCACUGCAGGUGAUUAUAAGUCUAACCAACAGCCCCUAGGACUAAUAACUCCGAACAGUUGCUCGAUCAAGACGUGAUGGAUCAACCAAGAGCAGGGAUCAUCCUAAUAUGGACGCUAUUUAUUUUACAUACAACGCUGGCUGGGUUGCCGCUGCAGCAGAAAUGGCCCAGCCCAGGAAGUCUUCUUAACGACUGUGAUGUGUCGUGUGCUGAUGCCAAGAGACGCCUGGUAUGCGGAAGCGACGGUAAAACGUACUCCUCAAGGUGCGAGGUGCAGAAAUUGGACAAAUGCGACGGACGGAAUCUUAAGGUCGCCUACAAAGGGAGAUGUAAAACUAAAACAGAUCAGCAAGCGAGUGGGAGUAAAUGUCUGCAAGAAAGAGAUCAAGCGAUAUUAAGCAAAAAACCCGCAUAUAUACCAGCAUGUAGACCAGACGGCACAUACGCUGAUGUACAAUGUCAUACAGGCUACUGUUGGUGUGUCACUGAAAAGGGCAAACCAGUGCCUGGAACAUCCGUCCAACACAGCGACCCUUCAUGUGGUCGUGGCAAAAAUGGUAAACCUAAUAAACGACGAUCUGGCAAUAAGAAAGGCAGAAAGGGUUGUGGCCCAAUAGAUAGAGAUACAUUUAACACUAAUUUAAUUAGAUUAUUCAAAGAGGAAUUUAAGAGAACUCCUGGAUCUAAAGACACAAAUGAUCAAUCAGGAGGUUUAGGAAUAAAGGGGGACUCUGAAAUAAUGUAUACAGAGAAACGAGUAAUAGAAUGGAAAUUUACAACAUUAGAUAAAAAUAAGGAUGAAAAAUUAAAAUCCAAAGAGACAAGAUCUCUUAAAAGGCUAGUGAAAAAACUGGUCAAGCCAAAAGCAUGUGCAAGAAAUUUUAUAAAACACUGUGAUGAAGAUAAAAAUGAUGAAAUCAAUAAGCGUGAAUGGUCCAUAUGCCUUGGAGUCGACAGUAAUAUUUCCUUCCGUCUUUUCCUCCUCCUCAACCACAUAGAUGACAGACAAGGGAGUGUCGCCAACCUACCCAAGGAAAGCAGAGGAGACGAUCAGGGACUUCCUUCCCGUGGAUUAGGUCCGAGUCUCUCAUCAAAGCAGACAUUGCCUCUUUCUGCCUUACGACCACGUGUCAUUGUUCCCGCCACAGAAAAACCUGCAAAACGGGAACAGAAAAAAGAAAAAAACUGUGAAACUGACCGUAAAACAGCUAUGCAAAAUGACAAAGAUUCACCCGAUGCAGGCAUUUUUAUCCCUCGGUGCUCGCCAAUGAAUGCAGCUAUAUAUGAGAAAGCACAGUGCCACACAUCUACAGGAUAUUGUUGGUGUGUAGACGAAGUAUCCGGUAAACCUAUCCCUGGAACGUCGACCCACCAAGUGCAACCAAAAUGUGAUCUUCCUCCCGAGCGAGAAAUAAAAGACGAUUUUCCAGGUUGCCCAAUCCAAAACAAGAGAAGAUAUUUAAUGGACUUGAUGGAUCAAUUAUCUACAGAAAUGGUGGAAUAUGCAACAAAUAACUCGGACAAUAGAUUACCAGAGCCAGACCCUGAACAUUCUUUAGAAGAAAGAGCAGUCCGUUGGAAAUUUAAUAUGUUAGAUAAAAAUAAAAAUGGGAAUCUAGAGAGAAAGGAAUUAAAAGUACUAAAGAAAGAUUUAAAAAAGAAGAAGCCAAAAUCCUUACGGAAAUGUGGGCGAAAUUUUAUACGUUAUUGUGAUGCAGAUAAAAAUAAAAAGAUCACAGUUGAAGAGUGGAUCGAAUGUACAGGAGUAAAUGAUGAAAAAACUAAAAAGUUACCAACAAACCCAAGGCGACGUGGGCCUAACCCUUUUAUAAAUAAACUCACAUGAGGAAAAACAGUCAGCGGCAGUAUUUAUGCAAUCACCAGAGACACACAUAGACUAUUUUAGGUCUAUGAUUCACAAACUGAUAAUAUGAUAAAUUUGGUAUUUAAAAUACCAUUGUGGUCACGUGUUUCUUGUUUCUCAAUGGACUAUUUUAAAAAUAAUCUAACGUGAGCUCAAUUCAUCAUGUAUUAUCUUCAUGAAAUAUUCUUUUACUUCGGAAUUUAUCCCACAAGUAAAAGUAUGACCAUUGGCCACCAUGAUAUUUAAACCAUAAAAGGGUAUAGAUUGUUAUUUAUAUAGGACUUAAAGAUGCAUGUAAAUAAUUAUGUGUACAAGUACAGUAAUUCUCAACUGGCCAUAGGAUUUACCCAUUUCAAAUAAAGGAUGCAUUUGAUAAUUGAAUGUUUAGGUUCACCUAUGAUGUUAAAGAUUCACCCGGUUAUGUUAAUUUAAAGUAGUCAAAGAUUUGACCUAGAAUAUAUUGAAGUUUUGCAAUAUCAUAUGUUGAACUUUCAACAUCAGAGGCUGAACCUUCAACAUCAGAGGUCACCUUUUCAGUCAUUGAUUGAUGGACUUUCAAUAUUAAGAAAUGAUCUGUCAAAAUCAAAGGUUGACCCUUCAACAUAAGUCUUUGAACCUUCAAUAUCAGAUGCUGAAUUUUCAAUAUUAAAUGCUGAAUUUUCAAUAUCAGAUGCUAAGCUUCACUGCUAUUGGUUGAGCCUCGAGUAUUGGAGGUUGGAUUUUUAAAAUCAGAUGCUGAACUCUCAGCAUAAGACUUUUUUAAGUGAUUUGUAAGUGAUAGAACAAAGUCCAUAAAAAUCUAUUAUACAGUAUAUCAAACAUGUUAUAAAAGAAACUGAAGAAUAUGUUAUAAGUUAUUUUCUUGAAAUAUUGUAUAUUUUAUUUAGCUUUCAAUGUGAUCCUUUCACAUGGUAUAAACACAACAAUAUAUGAUGUUCAUAUAGCGCCCUCAUAAAAUGAAAUGUUUACUAGAUAGAUAAGUUGACAUUAUUCUAUCACCCUACCUUGACUUGUAUUUUGAAAAUAUUUUUACAGAGACAAACAUUUUUGUAACGUUAUUAAAGCCCUUAACGUUUAGAGUUUUAUAUGAACAAGCGCCAUUUUGAGGUAUCACACUUCUGGUAAUGAAGGCUAGUGUAAAGUACAUUAAAUAUUAAGCAUAUGCUCUCAUAUCUAUUUUAACCAAAAAUGCGGUUCAAUGUACUUUUGGAAAUAAAUUUUUACACUUGAAA
This is a messenger RNA of Owenia fusiformis, 3389 nucleotides long. The record is from the annotation of a GenBank genome assembly. NCBI's taxonomy places the organism in Eukaryota, Metazoa, Annelida, Polychaeta, Sabellida, Oweniidae.